Propithecus coquereli (Coquerel's sifaka) is the source of this 1174-nucleotide messenger RNA. RefSeq names its product cysteinyl leukotriene receptor 2 (gene CYSLTR2). NCBI's taxonomy places the organism in Eukaryota, Metazoa, Chordata, Mammalia, Primates, Indriidae. Bases 67 to 1143 code for a protein of 358 amino acids. The transcript has a single exon. The record is from RefSeq and is a predicted model, not a curated record. Gene Ontology annotation, cellular component: plasma membrane. Gene Ontology annotation, molecular function: leukotriene receptor activity. Gene Ontology annotation, biological process: G protein-coupled receptor signaling pathway.
UAGUAUUUCUCCCUAUUUCAUUAAAACCUAGAAAGAUGAAAUCAGUGAUAAAGAAGGAAAAAUAAAAUGCACAAAGUAAUUUUUUGUGUCUGUUUCUUUUUAACCCAGCACAGAGAGAAAACUAUGUCCUCGCCUCCACCCAUCUCCACACCAGAAAUGGAACCGAAUGGCACCUUCGGCAACAACAAAAACUGUACAAUUGAAAACUUCAAGAGAGAAUUUUACCCAAUUGUAUACCUGAUAAUAUUUGUCUGGGGAUCCUUGGGAAAUGGCCUUUCCGUAUAUGUUUUCCUGCAGCCUUAUAAGAAGUCCACGUCUGUGAACGUUUUCAUGCUAAACCUGGCCAUUUCAGAUCUCUUGUUCAUAAGCACACUUCCCUUCAGGGCUGACUAUUACCUCAGAGGCUCCGAUUGGAUUUUUGGAGACCUGGCCUGCAGGAUUAUGUCUUAUUCCUUGUAUGUCAACAUGUACAGCAGCAUUUAUUUCCUGACAGUGUUGAGCGUUGUGCGUUUCCUGGCAACUGUUCACCCUUUUCGGCUUCUCCAUAUCACCAGCAUCAGGAGUGCCUGGAUCCUGUGUGGGGUCAUAUGGAUGUUCAUGAUGGCUUCCUCAGUAAUGCUUCUGAAGAAUGGCUCUGAGCGGAAGGGCAAUGUCACAUUAUGUUUAGAGCUGAAUCUCAAUAUAGUUACCAAAUUGCAGAUCAUGAACCUUAUUGCCUUGGUGGUGGGCUUCCUGCUGCCAUUCUUCACGCUCAGCAUCUGUUACCUGAUGAUCAUCCGAGUCCUGUUAAAGGCGGAGGUCCCAGAAUCAGGUCUGCGGGUUUCUCACAGGAAGGCGCUGACCACCAUCAUCAUUACCUUGAUCAUCUUCCUCCUGUGUUUCCUGCCCUAUCACACACUGAGGACCCUCCACCUGUUCUCAUGGGAAAUGGGUAUGUGCAAAGAGGCGCUGCAUAAAGCUGUGAUCAUCACGCUGGCCUUGGCAGCAGCCAACACCUGCUUCAAUCCUUUGCUCUAUUACUUUGCUGGGGAGAAUUUUAAGGAAAGACUAAAGGCUGCACUUAGAAAACAUUAUCCACGGAAGGCAAAGACGAAGUGCAGCUCUUCUGUUUGUGUGUGGUUGAAAAAGGAAACAAGAGUGUAAGGAGUUAUUAGGUGAUGCCUGUUUUUGUACC